This is a messenger RNA of Suillus subalutaceus, 1508 nucleotides long. RefSeq names its product proline-rich protein. The coding region runs from base 492 to 1508 and encodes 338 amino acids. NCBI's taxonomy places the organism in Eukaryota, Fungi, Basidiomycota, Agaricomycetes, Boletales, Suillaceae. The record is from RefSeq and is a predicted model, not a curated record. The transcript is spliced from 5 exons.
CUAACUUGACGUGGCAAGUUCCGUAAUGGGUCAACCGAUUAGGCCCGUCUGGACAAUCAUGCAAUGACACUCGUCCAUCUUUCACUCGACAAAAACCUUUCUGGAUCACAGUUCUGCGGGAGACUUGCGGCCGGAUGAGCCCAAGAGUCUUUGUUCAUCGAGUCUCUUUGCAUGACAACCGGGGCAUGAAAAAAGGUGCACGUGGCGCGCACUCUUUUGUUCUCAUUCCAGGUUUGGCACCGAGAACAACACAAAUUUUCGGGGGUAGUAUAAAGCACAUGAUUUAUUCUUCUAGCAAGCGAGAUUCACUUUUGCUCUUCCUGUUCUCCUCAUCUUCCUGGCUGCGGCGAGCUGUGCUUGCACCUUUCUAUCGCUUUGCGAAACCCUCUUUUUAACUUACUUCAAUUCUAUACUGAUUUUCAGUUGCUUGCUGUUAAAUCCUGAACGGCUUUCCUCGACGAAAAAUAAUAAUUCUAACGUCUUUGGCUACGAUGCAAUUCACUACUCUUGUUGCAUUCGCUCUUGCCGCUACCACCUCUGUGCACAGUGCUCCAGUCCAUAAGCGUAUUGCGCAGGUCAUCUCUGACUCGACUACCAAGUGGGAGGCAGCAUGUGAUGCUGCUGGCGGAGGCACCCAAUGCAACCCAGUUGCUGUCGCGGCCUUUAGCACUCUUCUUGCUGCUCCUGGUCCAUGUGAGCAGCAGGAUGCCGCUGACAACAUGGUUGACCUCGCGAAGACUCUCAGUAACAACGCAGACAUGAUCCAACUUGCUCAGAUCUUCGCCCAGCAGCCCCGAAACUCUCCUACAUCACAGAGCGUGCCCUACUGCCAAUCAGCCCCGCGCAAUGCUGAGCUCAAUGGGCUCUUCCAGUGUCAGUUCCAGGGUGAUAACCCAACGACCUUCGUCGGUGGCAUUGCCGUUGGCGGUGCACCUGUCAACCCUGCUGGUUCUUGCCUCGCAAAUCCCUCCGGUCCCAUCGCUGAUGGCACACAACUCGUGGAUCUCACACAGAAUCCUGGUGUCGGUGGCACAACUGCUUCCAACAACACCACUGGUGGAAGCAAUAGCACCUCGACGGUGACCACUCCUUCCGCCACACCUUCGUCUGAUUCUUCGAAUUCUGACUGCGAGGAAGAUCCAACCGAGUCUACGCCUACCGCUUCGCCCACCAUGGCAGCUGAUAGCGCGGCGGCGGCGUCUGCAACACCCUCGAGCACUAAUGGAAAUUUCAAGCUCACCAACGGCCAGAACGCUCAGAAGCUCAACGCGCAGUUCGCUACGCUAACUGCUACCUCUUUCUGCACCGAGGGUACCAAUGCAUGCGUCAACGGCGCCUUUGCGCAGUGCGUAGGGGGCACGUACGUGGCUCAAUCUUGUGGGUCGGAUCUCAUCUGUGCUGCCCUUCCUCUCGUCAACUCUGCUGGAACAUCAAUCACCUGCACCACGAAUGCUGAUGCUUUGGCUCGCAUUGCUGCCACUGGCGCGCAGGGUGGCCUCACUGGAUGA